Molecule: messenger RNA, 2720 nt
Organism: Sinocyclocheilus grahami
Lineage: Eukaryota; Metazoa; Chordata; Actinopteri; Cypriniformes; Cyprinidae
Gene: slc4a3
Product: solute carrier family 4 member 3
Exons: 13
Coding region: 1-1941 (646 amino acids)
Biological process (GO): monoatomic anion transport; bicarbonate transport; transmembrane transport
Cellular component (GO): plasma membrane
Molecular function (GO): monoatomic anion transmembrane transporter activity; solute:inorganic anion antiporter activity
Source: RefSeq, a predicted model, not a curated record
AUGAUGUGCAGUGGUUUAGUUUCUUUUUACAGGUUUAGCCCAUCUCCAGAACCUGCCAGUAUGGCAACGCGAGGCUGGUUUCGCAGGAAGCCCAUCCACCGGCUGGCUGGAGCCCAGCGGACCAGCUAUGACCUACGAGAACGCAUCUGUAUAGGCAGCAUGACAGCUAUAGAGACUGCGGUGUACCAAAAAGUACCUACAGACGAGGCGGAGGCUCAGAUGCUAGCCAGCGCUGAUCUGGAUGACAUGAAAAGUCACCGUUUUGAGGACAAUCCUGGGGUUAGACGUCACCUCGUCAAGAAAUCAUCACGCUGUCAAUUACCACGAACCAGCAAUAGCUCACCUCCUCUGUCCAGCCUGAAGAGGAGGAAGAGGAUGGACAAGAAAACUCAUGAGGUGUUUGUGGAGCUCAAUGAGCUGAUAGUGGAUAAGAACCAGGAGAUGCGCUGGAAAGAGACGGCACGUUGGAUCAAGUUUGAGGAAGACGUGGAGGCAGAGACGGAUCGCUGGGGUAAACCGCAUGUGGCCUCGCUGUCCUUCCGUAGCCUGCUGGAGCUCCGCAGGACCAUCACACAUGGUGCCAUUAUGCUAGAUCUGGAUCAAACCACACUCCCUGGCAUCGCCCACUUGCUGGUGGAAACCAUGAUAAUCUCGGACCAGAUCAGAGCAGAAGACAGAGCCAACGUGCUGCGAGCCCUGCUGCUCAAACACAGACAGCCUCCUUUCUUGAAGGAUUUUGAAGUACCAUGUGUUUUCUUUGCUAAGCUCAACUCAGCCUCUGGAUCUCACUCUGAGGUGUUUCAAGAGCACCCUCUGAUGAAGAGCUACCCUACAGCUCCUGUACUGCCUGCCUUCAAACCCAUAGACCCUCAAGGGUUUAGUGUGAUUGGGGAACCCAUCCUCAACCAGCCCAACACAGCCCUGCUGUCCUUAGUGCUCAUGAUGGGAACCUUCUUUGUGGCCUUCUUUCUGCGAAAAUUUCGUAACAGCAGAUUCCUUGGUGGAAAGGCCAGACGAAUCAUUGGUGAUUUCGGGAUUCCUAUCUCUAUACUCAUCUCCGUGCUGGUGGACUGCACCAUCCCUGAGACAUACACACAGAAGCUGAACGUCCCUUCUGGUUUCUCGGUCACAUCUCCGGACAAACGGAGCUGGUUUAUCAGCCCCUUUGGAGAUAAACAGCCUUUCCCUGUUUGGAUGAUGGGGGCCUCAGUGAUCCCGGCCCUGCUGGUUUUUAUCCUCAUAUUCAUGGAGACUCAAAUCACCACCUUGAUAGUAAGCAAGAAGGAGCGACAUUUGGUCAAGGGUUCUGGCUUUCAUCUGGACCUGCUUCUGAUAGUGACUUUAGGAGCUGUCUGCCCGCUCUUCGGUCUGCCCUGGCUGACUGCCGCCACUGUGCGCUCGGUGACUCACGUGAAUGCACUGACAGUCAUGAGCAAAGCCAUUGCCCCCGGAGAGAAGCCCAUGAUCCAAGAAGUUAAAGAGCAGAGGGUGACAGGGAUGUGUGUGUCUAUCCUAGUGGGGUUGUCUAUAGUGAUGACAGAUGUGCUGCGUCAUAUUCCUCUGGCUGUGCUGUUUGGGAUAUUCCUGUACAUGGGCGUCACGUCUCUUACUGGUAUCCAGCUUUAUGAGCGAAUCACACUCAUGGUCACACCUGCUAAACAUCACCCUGACCACAUCUAUGUUACCAAGGUGAAGACAUGGCGUAUGAACAUGUUCACCAUCAUUCAGUUGCUGUGUAUCGCCCUGCUGUGGGUGGUGAAGUCGACAGUAGCCUCUCUGGCCUUUCCCUUCAUCCUAAUCAUGACCGUACCUCUGCGUAGACUCAUCCUGACCAGGAUCUUUGAGGAGAGAGAGCUUGCAGCGUUGGAUGCUGAUGAGGAUUCGCCCAAUUUUGAUGAAGAUGGACGGGAUGAGUACAACGAGAUCCACAUGCUUGUCUAGUCACACGGCUCGCCUUUUCUUCACUGACCAAUCGAAUGCAGGUCUCUGGAUAAUGGGAAAGAUGUACGGAAUGGGAAGAACUCUGAUGCACUGCCCUCUUUCAGAAUUAUUUCACGUGUACUUUGACAUUUUCUAAACCUCCAUUCUAAAAAGAACCACAGAUCAUGUUCUGGAUACAAUUUUCCUUUUUCUCCAAAAUGUGGCCUACAUGUUUGUCUGCUGCUGCCCAGUGACCUUUGAAUAUGAGAUUAGAUACAGCCCGUGCACCUUAGACCUCCCAAAGUGCAAUGAUGGUGAGACUAAUCCAAUAGGUUGGUUCUUACACCUCCUAUUCACCCCAUCCCAAUGCACUGCACCCAUGCGGUCCAGACCUACUGCCUGUAGAUCUUAGUUGCCUUGUACUUUACUGUAGGCACUGACCACAGAGUCUGAAUAUUACAGUAGCACGACCUCUCAGUGCCCUUAAAGUGGUCGGUUCCUUUGCUGUGCUUGAAAACAGUAGUGCAGUCCCAUUAGACGUACUUUAUGCAGUAGUGAUAUUAUUUUGAUCGAUGUAUGCAGUAGUUACAAUACAUUUAAAGGUGCUAUAAGUGAUUUUUUUUAAUGGAAUAGCAUGCAGAAAAUGUCCCUGCUUCCUGACCAAUGUCACUCUCAGACUGUCAGUCAUUUUGAAUUAUUUGGCUUGUGGGGGUUAGCGAAACAGCUAACAUUGCUUACAGCACCUUUAAUAAAAAAACAAAAACAAACAUUACUUAGCUCAUGAUUUCCUUUCCAAACAG